ACUUCAAAACUUCCGGUACAGCACUGCGGCGUGAUCACCUUUUCUCCCCCAUAAAUAUUUGAUUUUAUGUAAUCAAAAUUGUGUGAAGUAGAUCAGAGAAUUGGGUACAAUGAAUUUGACCACCGCUCUGGAGUCUCUUAACAGCGUAAGUAAAAAUUCAUCCGUAUUAGCAGUUUUACUUAGCACUCAUUAUGCAGCAGGACAGGACUAUAUAUGAGGAAUUCAUAUCACAGAUUAGUGACCCAGACUUGGAGGCAACAAAAGUAGAACAAUUACUUCUAGAGGUCUCACAAAAUGCUACUAAAUUAACUUCAAGAAAUGUAGAGAACUGCAAAGACUUAAUCUACAGAAUAUUACGCCUGAAAUGGACAAAUCUAGACCAAAAUAUAGCUAAUGCCUACAUUCAAUUCGCUAAUUUGCUAGCCUCUUCUCAUCCAGAAUUCGAAACUGAUAUUAUUGAAGCUAAUAUAAAAUCUUUUCUAAUCACUGGUGCUUCAGAAGAAGUAGCUCAAAAUCGAAUUCACGAUUUAUUAUUAAAUUUAUCAUCGAAAAAUGGAUUGUCAAAUACCGAAGAGAAGAUCACUCAAGCAAUAACCAGAUAUUUUCCUCAUAUGACUAAAAGCGUGGAACAACAUGAAAACUUUACUAAGCACGUUUUGAAAUGUAGUACGUAUUUGGCAUCUGUAAGGGAAUAUUUAUUGGAAGUUAUUAUUGAUAGAAUGUUGAAAUUAGAUGCUAGAGCCUCUAGAGAAGCCAUACUAGAGGCUGAGGAGAAUAUGGAAGAAUCGUGCACGUUUACAAUGGAGACUGAAAAGAAUGAAUUAGCUCAUAAAGAAGGAGCUCGAUUAGAUUGUAUGAUGGACAUUUUUUUUACUUACCUACAUGAUAUUUGCCAUCCUGAAGGCGAUCUCGACUUUGCUGUAGCAAAAGUUAUUUAUAAGGACCUAUUGUUUGUUUUUGAUCGACUUAUUCUAAAAAUGUGGAAAAUAUGUCAUGUUCCAUUUGUCAUAUUUUAUUUAUGUAGUUUUAAGGAUUUACUCGCUGAAGAUUUUUUGGAUUAUCUCUGGAAGAAAGUUUGUUCUCCCCAAAUUGAAACUGUGUUCCGUCAGGCAUCGGCUUCCUACAUUGCUUCAUUUCUGGCUCGUGCUAAAUACGUUUCAACAAAAACUUGUUGUAAUAUGCUCUCGUUGUUGGCUGAAUGGUUACAUAAUUAUCAGUUAGAAUCAAAUGAGCCCGAGUUCGAUUUGCACAAACACGCAACAUAUUAUUCCGUUGCUCAAGCUCUCUUCUACACAUUUACAUUUCGACAUAUUGAGCUCUGUAAAUCUCCUUCCGCAAGGAGCUGGAUUCAUUCUUUACGACUUCAAGCUUUGGUCACAUCCAGACUUAAUCCUUUGAAAGCUUGUUUGCCAACUGUCGUCAAUACUUUUUCGAGCGUUGCUCACCAACAACAAAUAGUACUUUGCGAUUCAAUAAUAGAGAGAAAUGCUCGAAGUAGUUUACCUGUUGUCUCAUCGAAAUUCAGCGAUGGCUGGCUUUUUACAAAGUCAAAUCCACUGGACGCUUUCUUCCCAUUUGAUCCAUACGUAUUAAACCGAUCAAAACUUAGGAUAAAUGGUAUUUAUAGGGAAUACGAAGGUCAACCAGUUGUUAUUAAGGAAAGAGAAUCCACUGAAGCUAUCGAGGAAUCUUGGGAAAGCUUUAAGGCUUCAUUAAGUCCUAUGUACUGCUCAACAUCGCCUGGAUAUUUGAAUUCAAUAGAAAAUUAACUAUUUAUUUUAAAGUUUUUUUGUUAUUUCAUUCGUACUUCCCGCGAAAAUUAAAAAGCAAAAUUCUCAACCAAUAAACAUCAACCAAGUUUCAAUGUCAA
This is a messenger RNA of Dimorphilus gyrociliatus, 1870 nucleotides long. The record is from the annotation of a GenBank genome assembly. NCBI's taxonomy places the organism in Eukaryota, Metazoa, Annelida, Polychaeta, Dinophilidae.